Molecule: messenger RNA, 2478 nt
Organism: Leptinotarsa decemlineata (Colorado potato beetle)
Lineage: Eukaryota; Metazoa; Arthropoda; Insecta; Coleoptera; Chrysomelidae
Product: 6-phosphofructo-2-kinase/fructose-2,6-bisphosphatase
Biological process (GO): fructose metabolic process; fructose 2,6-bisphosphate metabolic process
Cellular component (GO): cytosol
Molecular function (GO): fructose-2,6-bisphosphate 2-phosphatase activity; ATP binding; 6-phosphofructo-2-kinase activity
Source: RefSeq, a predicted model, not a curated record
AUAUUACAAAAAUUGAAAAAUAUCAGUGUUAGGUAAACGUUUGGUUAUUUAACAGUGUUGUGUUGUGCUCUUUCGUGUCCCAGCUUCUUCGAAGAUAAUUACUAGUUGUGGUCUAUUUUUACUCAAAUCUGGAAAAUAAACAAAUACAAUCAGCUGGCUGAUAAAAAGAACCAUCAGGCAGUAAUAUUUGGGUUGGUGGAUAUUCAGUGGUAAUGUAAAUUGCCAUUGAGAAACCUUCAAAGACGUAUUUCUAGGCAGUAAAUCUGGCGACUGAAAUAAGAUAUAGGAUUGGAAUGAGACUGAUCUUGAAAAAAUUCAUUAUCCACACAUCAUCAGACCACUUCUCAGAAGGAGUCGAGUAUAUUGAGAUAAAUACCGCAAUUUAGUUUGUGCAGUAGAAAUACUUACUUUUAUACUCCAUGAAAUUGUAUGAACUGAGAAAACCAGAAGCCGUUUGCAGAAUAUUCUUGUAGUUUUAUCUUCAAUUCUGUAAUAAAAGACAAAGACUCAUUAAAAUGGCAGCAAGAACUCAAUUUGCCACAGAGAAACCAUCGGAAGACUGUAAAGGUGCCCAGGCCGCGAAACGGUCCCCCUUGAGGCAGUUCGGCCCCCUUCUGGUAGCCAUGGUCGGUCUGCCGGGAAGGGGCAAGAGUCUCCUCGCUAGGCGCCUGUCCAGGUAUCUGAACUACACCGGAGAGAAGACGAGAGUUUACGACAUCAGCGAAUACCGGCGCAAACACAUGGAGCACUACGAUUCGCACGAGAUGUUCCGGGCGGACAACCUCCCGGCCUGGAGGAUCCGACAGCAGAGUUUCAGAGAAGCCUUGGAGGACGCCGCCACUUGGCUGCAGCGGCCCGGCAACCAAGUCGCCGUCCUCGACGGCCCGAACGUCUCCAGGUCGCAGAGGCAGGAGAUCUACGACCUCGUCUACUCGCAGCUCGGCUUCAGAGUGAUGUUCAUCGAGUGCGUUUGCGAAGACCCCGUCCUUCUGGAGCGUAACUUCAAGGAAAUCCUCAAGUACAGCGUCGAUUACAGGAAAAUGGCGACCGAAGAAGCCCUCAAAGAUCUCACACAUAAGAUGGCGCACUACAAGGCUCAGUACGAGUCUCCGACCCUGGGAAGCCUUUGGGAGCUGCCCUGCCCGAUGGUGAAGAUCUUGGACGGUGGAGAUGGGGGGAUCAUAGCGCACGGAGUGACGGGUUCGAAAGAGAGCAAGAUUUUGGCAUAUGUGUCGAUGCCUAAACCGCAUCAGCAAACCCUUUACUUCAGUAGACAUGGGGAAAGCGAGUUCAAUGUCAUAGGAAAAAUUGGUGGCGACGCCACAUUAUCGCCUCGAGGUAGACUUUACUCAAAAGCGCUAGCCAAUCACGUGCACGCCUUGAACCUUCCCAGUCUUCAAGUUUGGACAUCAACUUUGAAGAGAACCAAAGCUACCAGCGCUAAUAUUCAAGCCCCCCAACAGCACCUGCACGAACUUGACGAGAUUUGGUCGGGGGAUUGCGAAAGCCUCUCGUAUGAAGAACUGCAGGAACACUUUCCGAAAGAGCUGGCUCUGCGCGACCGAGAAAAGCUCAAGUACCGCUAUCCUCAGGGAGAGUCCUACAUCGACGUGAUGAACCGUCUAGUCCCGGUGCUCACGCAACUUGAGUGCGAGACAAACGUGCUGACCGUUUCCCAUCAGGCAGUGUUGCGUUGCGUUUUGGGGUACUUUCUAGAAACUCCACCGGAAGAAAUUCCAUACAUUCAUGUUCCUUUGCAUACAAUCAUCAAACUGACUCUACAGGGGUUCACCUACAACAUGGAAACUGUCAAGAUGCCAAUCGAUUGCGUAGACACCAACAGAGCCAAGCCGAUAAAUUGUUCUGAAACUCGCAGCGCUGCCGAUGCCCUUUUGACCCUGCCCGCUCACUAUGAUUCCAUUUCCAGCUUGAAAACGCCGACACCUUGUACCUAGCUCAGAGUGGGGCAAUGCUCCCUAUUGAAACAGACGUCGAUCAGUGGUCGACAAGUCACGAAAUCGAUCGCUCAGGCAUUUUUUGAGUGCUGGGAGAGAUUUUGGUAAAAUAGGGGUCUUGGCUUUCGAUUGAAUUUGUAGAAUGAAACAUGUAGUUUAGUAAAACGAAAUGUUUUAAUCAAAUUUCAAGUAAAUUUCACAAUGUAACAGAUUUAUUUGUUUUUAUUUGUAGGGAUAUUUCUUGGAAGUUCUUUAUUAGUAUUUUUAGAACAAUUUUCAAGAUGGUCGCUUUUUACCACUUUCGGUUAGUGGUUUCUGCAAAUUUUUGACACUAUCAAUGCUUCUUUGGCAUUUUGUUGGUGUGUUAAACCAUUUUGGUCAUUUUUCCUGCAUUUUUUUGAAGGGGAAGAAAUCAACAAAUUGAGUAUAGAUUUCUUAGUUCCUGAUAUGUUAUGUAAUUUUCAGCAAGGAUAAUUACUGGUUUACUUGUUUUUAUGUGAAUCAAUAAAAAUUUUAUUGAAAA